This is a messenger RNA of Fulvia fulva, 987 nucleotides long. RefSeq names its product putative vacuolar amino acid transporter. The transcript has a single exon. Gene Ontology annotation, cellular component: fungal-type vacuole membrane. Gene Ontology annotation, biological process: basic amino acid transmembrane export from vacuole. The coding region runs from base 1 to 987 and encodes 328 amino acids. The record is from RefSeq and is a predicted model, not a curated record. NCBI's taxonomy places the organism in Eukaryota, Fungi, Ascomycota, Dothideomycetes, Mycosphaerellales, Mycosphaerellaceae.
AUGCAGCACCCCAUCCGCCUCACCUGGAACGAAGCCUGCUCAGGCAUCUUCGGCAGCAUCUCCCUCGCCGCCUGGAUCUUCCUCCUCCUGCCGCAAGUACUCGAGAACUACCAGCAAGGCCACGCCGACGGGAUCUCGCUGACCUUCCUCUUCAUCUGGUUCGUCGGCGAUGUCACGAACUUGGCCGGCGCACUGUGGGCGCGACUUGUCCCGACUGUGAUUGCGUUGGCGGUGUACUUUUGUUUCGCGGAUACGGUUCUGAUCGCGCAGUGUCUCUACUACCUGGGACUGAAGAAGACAAGGGCGCGAGAGAAGGAUGCAGACGAGAGUACUGGUGGGGUGCUGCAGAGCGAGCACACACCACUCUUGAACCGCGACGCGACCAAGCCCUCCAACCCAACCAACCCGAGACGCAGACUCACAGACGUAACGGAAGAAAACCUCGGCCUCCCGGGCUCACGCAGAGUCAGCAGCGCCAACAGUCUCCGAAGACGCAGCACCCACGAAGACACCAGCCUCUCCCGCAUCCUCGAAGAACCCACCCGCACACGAGCCACCAUCAAGAACACCGUCUCCAUCCUCGGCGUGUGCAUAGUCGGCGCAGCAGGCUGGGCAAUCGCAUGGAAAGCGGGCGCAUGGAGACCCACCCCGGUCGGGCAAGAGGGGAGUGGUGACAAAACCCCCGUCGCGGCCGAAAUCUUGGGCUACAUCAGCGCAGUAUGCUAUUUGGGCGCGAGGAUACCGCAGAUUGUGAAGAAUCAGCGAGAACGGAGCUGUGAGGGGUUGAGUCUGCUGUUCUUCCUGCUGAGUUUGCUGGGGAAUCUGACGUAUGGAGCGGGGAUUCUGUUCCAUUCGCUCGAGAGGGAGUAUGUGGUGACAAAUAUUCCCUGGCUGAUUGGGUCGCUGGGCACGAUUGUGGAGGAUGUUACUAUUUUCAUCCAGUUUCAUGUUUUCGGCGAUACGCAGGAGGCUUCGGCGGUGGUGUGA